Selaginella moellendorffii is the source of this 2054-nucleotide messenger RNA. Its product is annotated as pentatricopeptide repeat-containing protein At4g02750-like. The transcript has a single exon. The record is from RefSeq and is a predicted model, not a curated record. Gene Ontology annotation, molecular function: protein binding. Lineage: Eukaryota; Viridiplantae; Streptophyta; Lycopodiopsida; Selaginellales; Selaginellaceae. The coding region runs from base 24 to 2054 and encodes 676 amino acids.
AAGAUUUAGAGCGCAAUGGUCGCAUGAAUCCCAGCAGCAAUGUGGCUGUGCUGCCUCCACUGCGAGCCCUUCCUGACGAUGGAUCCGACUACUUUGCAGCGCUUCUCCGAUCAAGCGGCGACUUUCGGGAGGCAUCAGGCAUCCGGGCUCGGAUCUUGGAGAGCGAGCAUCGCCAGAAUCUCUACCUUGCCAAUCUCACGAUCCAAGUCUAUGGAAAGUUUGGCAGGAUUGACGAGGCACGCGCGGUCUUUGAUGCCAUCAACCGCCCAAACGUUUUCUCGUGGACUAUCCUCCUCACGGCAUAUGCCCAAAGAGGGCAUCUGGACGAUGCCAAACGGGUUUUUGACAAGAUGCCCGAGCGCAACCACGUCGCCUGGAAUGGGCUCCUCGCGGCAUACUCCCAGCACGGUCGAAUCCAAGAAGCAGAGAUUCUUUUCCAAAAGAUACCCGAGUGGAACCUUGUUACAUGGAACGCGAUGAUAACAGGAUAUGCCCAGAACGGGCAUCUGGAAAAAGCCCAGGAGAUAUUCCAAAGCAUGCCGGAGAGAGACGUAGUUUCCUGGACUGCGAUCAUCACCGUUUAUUCCGACAAAGGCCAAGUUCCCUCAGCGAAAAAACUCUUCGAUUCCAUGCCUGGCAGGAACAUCGCUUCCUGGAACGCGAUGAUCCAAGUCUACUCCCGCAGCGGGAACCUCCAAGAGGCCAACCAGCUCUUCCACCGAAUGCCCGAGCGCGACUUCGUCUCGUGGAUCAACAUCAUCACCGCCAACGUUCACUGCGGGAGCAUCGAACAGGCAAAGUUAAUCUUUGACGAGAUUCCCGAACAAGAAACUCAAUCCUGGAAUGCGAUGCUUACCGGUUACGCCCAGCACGGGAACUUGGAGGCCGCCAAGAGCAUCUUCGACAGCAUGAAGCACCGGAACAUCGUUUCCUGGAACUCCAUGAUCCAAGUCCACGUCCAAAAGGCCAACUUAGCCGAGGCAAAGCAGCUCUUUGACAGGAUGCCCGAGCGAAACCUCGCGUCCUGGACUGCUCUGAUCACUGCCUACGGGCAGGAAGCCGACGUGAGGUCGGCGAAGCAGAUCUUCGACGGCAUGCCCGAGCUCGACGUAGUCGCGUGGUCGACGAUGAUAACCUGCUGUGCACAAGCCCGCCAUCUUCGCGAUGCCAAAGAAACCUUCGACACUAUGCCGGAGAGGAACCUGGUUGCCUGGACCAACAUGAUAACUGCGUACGCUCAGUCUGGAAAACUGGACGAGGCCCGAGAGAUGUUUGAAAGAAUGCCGGUACGUGAUGGAGUAGCCUGGAACACCAUGAUCUCUGCUUAUGCCAACCACGGUUAUCCGGACGAGGCCAAGGUCCUGUUUGAUGGAAUGCCGCAGCCCGACAUGGUGUCCUGGAACGUGAUAAUGGAGUCUUAUGCCCAGAACAACCAGCUCCUCGAAGCAAGGGCCACCUUUGAGAAGAUGCCCGAGCGGGAUAUAGUUGCCUGGACUGUGCUUGUGGCCGCGUACGCCCAAGCAGGACAUCUGAUCAAAGCCAGGAGGAUCUUCGACUGCCUCCCAAAACAAAACGUUGUGUCCUGGACAGCCAUGAUAGCUGCUUAUGCCCAUUCUGGCCAUGGUAAGCUUGCCGUCGAGCUCUUCCAACUGAUGGGUCUCGACGGACUCAGCCCCGAUGAGAUCACGGUCACGGGUCUUUUGAGUGCCUGUAGUCACGGUGGCCUCUUCAAGGAAAGCUUGCAGUACUUCGGCUUCAUGAACCAGGACUACGGAUUAAAUCCGUCUGCCGAGCACUACUGCUGCAUGAUCAACGUUCUCGGCCGUGCUGGGCAGCUGAAGCAUGCGCAGGAGCUACUCCAAGGGAUGCCAUACCUUCCCGAUGGCACAACUUUGGGAGCCUUGCUGGGAGUGUGGUCAGCUUACGGUGGUGCGUCUGCCGGAUCAAAUAUAGCCGAGCGCGUCGUUGAGCUGGACCCUGAGAACUCGGCACCAUAUAUCUCUCUGGCUAACAUCUUCGCAGCUGAAAGUCGUCGUCGAAGAGCCUCGACUUAA